This is a messenger RNA of Pisolithus orientalis, 2617 nucleotides long. RefSeq names its product fungal-specific transcription factor domain-containing protein. The transcript has 10 exons. Gene Ontology annotation, molecular function: zinc ion binding; DNA-binding transcription factor activity, RNA polymerase II-specific; DNA binding. The record is from RefSeq and is a predicted model, not a curated record. The coding region runs from base 28 to 2475 and encodes 815 amino acids. Lineage: Eukaryota; Fungi; Basidiomycota; Agaricomycetes; Boletales; Pisolithaceae. Gene Ontology annotation, biological process: regulation of DNA-templated transcription; DNA-templated transcription.
GACAACAACACUUUGAAAAAACGUAAAAUGGAAGACGGAGAAUUCGAUAGUCAGCAGGCAAAGAAAGCCAGGACGAGAGUGAGCUUCUCCUGCGGUGAAUGUCAUCGACGCAAGCAAAAGUGUGAUCGCCAGAUUCCUUGUUCACACUGCAUAGCACGCAAAGUUCCUGAACUAUGUAAGGCAUAUACACCCGGGAAAACAGAUCAGGAUAUCAGUGUACGGUUGGCCAGGCUUGAAAAAAUUAUCGAGCUUGCUUUGCCUCAAUAUGCCAAUGGCACCACGACACCAACUAUCUCCAGUGACAGACACUUUCGAUCCAGCUCAGAAUAUCUUGACGAAGACAAUCGUUCGAUCACUGAUGAUCAAGACCCGAGCGGAGGCACUUUCCAGAGUGGAAAGUGGUACGGUAACAGUGCUUCAGGGAGUGUUGCCCCAGCUUCCGUUUUGGAGCAAUUGGCAAACGUAGUGGUUGGCUGCUCGCGUCAAGACCAGUGGGACACCAAGAAUUCUACUCCGCUCCAUGGCACCUUACCUUCAGCACAGGUCGGGGUCAACGGGAUGGAUCCCAAGUCGUCCCUUGCGACCCCGUCCAUUAUAGACUCUGUUCGGCAGGACUUGGAACCUUCUGCAGCAGAUAACCUCAAAAGUUUGGUUCAAGAAUGUGGUGUUUCGCCCCAUAAAAUUUCAGAGCUUCUACAAGAACUUCCGCCACAACGCUUCUCAGAUGCUUUGAUUGAUCACUACUUCACCGACAUAAAUUGGACAAGGUACCCUGUAUGCGAGAAAGAUUUCCGAGCAGCAUAUGCCUCACUUUGUGCGAAUGGGGUGGGUGCAAACACCAAUGACGCCCGCUUUCUUCCUCUUCUGUUUGUUGUCCUAGCCAUAUCUGUGAGGCUUGCCCCAGAACAUCUGGCUGGCGACAUACGGACUAGGAGAACGACUUCAUUGAGGUACUAUUGGUCAUCUCGGCGCUCCCUGUUGAUUGCUGCUGCCAUCCAGCCCGAUUCUUUAGACAUUGUAUUAGCGCGAUUGUUGAGCGCUCGCUUUCUGACAUUCGACCGCCGUAUUACGGAGUGUUGGAGCCAGCUUGGUGCAGCUGUGCGAACUGCUCAGGCACUUGGUCUUCACCGUGAUGCAGCACCGACGGGUUUGGAUCCUGCGCAGGUAGAGAAUCGACGGCGCAUCUGGUCAUACCUUUACCAUGCUGACCGGUCCUAUGCGCUUGUGCUGGGAAGGCCGCAUGCUAUUCAAGAUGACUACACUUCCACAUUGCCGCCCCUCAACGUCGAAGAAGACGUUACCCCAACUGUCAACCCCAGUCCGUCCCAACUGAGCGUGCCGACUCCGAUGACAUUUGUAAUCCUCCGUCACCAGCUCGCUUCUAUAAUCGGUCGAAUGGUCCAUCAUUUUCAGAAAGUGCGGACUCCGAGCCACUACUCUGAUGUUCUUGCUCUCGACGAUGAACUCAUGAAGUUCGUCAAUAACCUACCGCCUCAUUUCGCUCUUGACCCUGAUACAUCUCUCGACGAAACUAAAAAGUUUAUCCCCGUUCAUCGCUUCCUGCUGAUCACGGAGACUCUUUUUGUAAGAGUCAGCUUACAUCGCCCCUACUUGCUGCGUAGGUUGAAUUGUGACCGCUACCUGCGGUCGCGCAAAGCAUGCUUCGAGUCCGCCAUGAAGGACUUUCACGUUCGCCAUGCUUUCCGCCAAUCACGGUCGAACCGCGAAUCGCUUCACAAUGCUUACAGGGAGUUUCAAACAGCCAUGAUUAGUGGCAUCUAUCUCGUCCUAUAUCCUCAAGGGCCAGAUGCAGAGAUGAUGCACACCAUUCUAGAUCAGUUCUUGAAGGAUCACGAGGGAAUUCGGGAGAUGGACGAAACUACUCGCAGGGAGUUGAAAAUUAUCGAGUUCCUCAAGAACAGAACUGUACAGCUUGCAGAGUCUGCCCCCGAAACUGCGUCCGCAGGUUCGCCAUCCACAAUUGAUCCACAAUUGACUUCCUCUGGAAUCAUAGUUUCUGACACGCGGACAGCUGUUGCUCCUCCGCCUUCUGCUCAACCAGCUUUCCCUGCCCUUCUUGCGACUGCGACCACCACAUCCACGGCAUCUCCACAGCUGUCGGCGGCACUUCCAUAUCCAAAUUCACCUUUCGCACAGUCCCCUGCGAUACAACGUCUGCAGUACAAUAAUUCCACUGAUGGAUCACUCAAUUCUCCUGCGGGCUCGGGCAGCCCAAGCGAAGACGAAUCAGCAGCGCAGUCGUUGCUGGAUCAUUGGUGCAGCACAUUCAAUGAAGGCACUGUUGAUGGAACGAUGGGCAUGCCUGCACUCUCUUGGGGAGGGCCAGGCGGUGCAGACUUCACAGGUUGGGUCGGGCCUGCAGCGACUGACCCAAACCUUGUCCUAAAUGUCAACGGGUCCGACUGGACGUACUGGGAGACGCUGGUCAGUCAAAUCAAGGCUGGUCCUGUAUAGAUCGCACGAUGAUUUGAAAAUUGGUCCUUGCAUCUAUCUGUCUAUCUUUUCUGUAAAUACUGUCAUAGUGGCUCCUGUAACUUUCGUCCUUCAUUGUUUGCAGUUCAGUGCACUACAUCAAUGUAUGGCUGUUUGUACCGCC